This is a messenger RNA of Porites lobata, 836 nucleotides long. NCBI's taxonomy places the organism in Eukaryota, Metazoa, Cnidaria, Anthozoa, Scleractinia, Poritidae. The record is from the annotation of a GenBank genome assembly.
AUGCUUAAAGGCCAGACGCACCUGAUUGAAGAACUUUACUCAUUUUUUGAAGACAUAAAGCCCCCUGAGUGGUGAGAUAACAUAAUUAAAAUUAAUAAAUAAAUGCAGCAAGAAUAAAUAAAUAAAUAAAUAAAUAAACAGUACGAUCCACUCUUAUCCAUUUGGUACGGAAAAUAAUCAAUUCUUCAUAAAACGACUUUAUCAUGGUCUGUUUGUUUUUCAAGUUCCGAUGAUGAUUUCGAGGAAUUUGAGUUUGGAAGUGGCAGCGAAACAGAGGUAUGGUAUUAAACAUGUUCUGUUAAAGUUCUCCCAGAUACCCAAUGUUGAGGAAUAAGGUUUCAAAAGGUUUGAAAACAGGACACUUUAUAGCGCCAUUGUUCUCUUUUUUAAACGUAAAGCAUUAGAUUUAAACACGUAUUCACCAAAAAACACACAAACAAAAAUAAGAGAUAGAACUUUAAGUUGUAGUUUAAGGUUAGUCUAACUUCUUGUGAUGAUUUUUGAAGGUGGACGAUUUUGAAGAAGUGGAAAUACCAUGUUUUGUGGAGCCGAAGAAAAUGAAAGGUCGCCCUCCAAGAGAAACUCAGAAAAACAAGACAAGGAAAAACAAAAAACCUUCUGGGAUAGCUAAAGGUUCAAAACAACAGGGAAAUGCAAGUAAACCGGCAGGAAAUAAAACUAAAACAAAAACUAACCUCACUAAGGGAGGCAAGCAAUAUACUCUCCUUGGGGGAUCCGUCGGAGAAAAUGAGGGGGGAAAUCUGAAACACACGUACCCCCCUAGUAUUCCAACAAAUGGAGAAGUUACAGGGGAGGAAAGUGGAUUGGACGAUUAA